AUGACAGCUUUAAUCCCGGCGCUGCUGCUUCUUUUCGGCAUCUCUGUGACGUUGACUCUGAAGGUGGUGUCAAAGAGAGGCUCAGUGGAUGGCUGUACGGACUGGUCAGUGGACUAUCUGAAGUACCGGGUGCUGCAUGGAGAACCGGUGCGGAUCAAGUGCGCUCUGUUUUACGGAUACAUCCGGGCGAACUACUCGCAGGCGCAGAGCUCAGGUCUCAGUCUGAUGUGGUACCGCAGCUCGGGGCUCGGCCAUGGAGACUUCGAGGAGCCCAUCUCAUUUAAUGGCCUGCGCAUGAGCAAAGAGGAGGACGCCAUCUGGUUCAGACCUGCCGAACUGCAGGACGCCGGCCUCUACUCCUGCGUGCUGAGGAACUCGACGUUCUGCAUGAAGGUGUCCAUGAAUCUGCUUGUGGCUGAUAAUGACACAGCGGCCUGUUAUAACUCCAAACUGCGCUACACGGAGAAGGCCGAACUGGGCAAGAGCAAGGACGUUUCAUGCCCUGAUAUCCAGGACUUCAUCCAGCCUGGCCAGGAACCACAAAUAACGUGGUACAAGGAGUGCAGUGAGUGGCAGUGGAGGCCAAGUAUACUGCAAUCUGGAGACACUCUUUCCAUCCAGGAAGUGACAGAGGAUGACAUUGGGAACUACACCUGUGAGCUGCCCUUCUCAGGCUUCCUCGUGCGCCGAACUACUUACCUGAGUGUGACAGCUCCUCUGACUGAAGAGCCUCCGAAGAUCCUGUUCCCUUCUGAAAACAAACUCCUCACCUUAGACAUGCAGAUAGGAGCUUCGGUCAAUUUGACGUGCCGUGCAUUCUUCGGCUACAGUGGCGAUGUCAGCCCACUCGUGUACUGGAUGAAGGGAGAGAAGUUCAUCGAGGAUAUGGACCAGAGCCGCAUCCGAGAGAGUGAUAUCAGAACCAUCAGAGAGCACCUAGGAGAACAGGAAAUGUCCAUCACUUUGACAAUAGAUUCAUUAGAAGAGGGAGAUCUGGGCAAUUACUCUUGUUACGCUGAAAAUGGCAACGGAAGACGACAAGCCAGCAUACAGAUCAGCAAACGAGUCGAGCUGAUGUAUACGAUGGAGCUGGCUGGAGGAUUAGGAGCCAUUUUGCUGCUGCUUGUUCUGCUGCUGUCUGUGUAUAAAUGCUACAGGAUCGAGUUACUGCUCUGCUACAGGCAUCAUUUCGGAGGGGAGGACUCAGAUGGAGGUCAUAAGGAGUAUGAUGCGUACCUGUCCUACAGUAAAGUGGAGCUGGAUCAGUGGGGACAGGAGCUUCAGGACGAGGAACGUUUUGCUCUGGAGAUCCUUCCUGAUGUUCUGGAGAAACACUAUGGCUACAAACUCUUCAUCCCAGACAGAGAUCUCAUCCCCACCAGCAGUGUCAGCAGUGAACGUUACCAGGAUGAGACACAGCUUGUUAGAGCAUAUAUUGAAGAUGUGGCUCGCUGUGUGGAGAUGAGCAAGCGUCUGAUCAUUGUGUUGACCCCUGGCUAUGUGCUACGUCGUGGUUGGAGCAUAUUCGAGAUGGAAUCACGUCUUCGUAGCUCUCUAGUGUCAGGUGAGAUCAAGGUGAUUCUGAUUGAAUGCGCUGAGCUGCGUGGUGUCAUCAACUACCAAGAGGUAGAGGAGCUGAAGCAGUCUAUCAAGUCUCUGACCGUGGUGCGCUGGAGUGGCCCACGAAGCAACAAGCCCGGCUCACGAUUCUGGAAGCAGCUGCGUUAUGCUAUGCCAUGCCGCCGGCCACAGCCCAGUCUCAGGACCCCCGCAGUAGACGCAGGAGAGCCAAACCCCUUUGCUCACCUCCACACCGUUUCAGCAAUCUCAGUGGCCACAGCAGCAUCAACAGCAGCAGCUCCAGCCCGUCCUGAGCUUCGGGCCGCACUGCGCAGCUCAUACCGAGCACACUCAUUGGCAAGGCAGAAACACGCGCACUUCCGCAGCUAUGAUUACGAGCUGCCACUGGCAGCAGGAGCCACUCUGCCAGCACAACCCACCUACUGCAACCUGCCACUUACGCUGCUUAAUGGCCAGUGGCCCACCGCCAAGCGCCAACACAGUCUGGAUGAGCCGCACGCCAACAACAAUGCCAUGCUGCCGUUGCUGCCCCGUGAAACCAGCAUCUCCAGCGUCAUCUGGUGA
Molecule: messenger RNA, 2145 nt
Organism: Neoarius graeffei (lesser salmon catfish)
Lineage: Eukaryota; Metazoa; Chordata; Actinopteri; Siluriformes; Ariidae
Gene: il1rapl1a
Product: interleukin 1 receptor accessory protein-like 1a
Exons: 11
Coding region: 1-2145 (714 amino acids)
Biological process (GO): negative regulation of exocytosis; signal transduction
Molecular function (GO): interleukin-1 receptor activity
Source: RefSeq, a predicted model, not a curated record